GCUACCAUAUACUCUCAUAAAAAGGCAUAUAAUGUAUUGAUUGGGUUGGAUGGUAAUAAAAAUUAAACAAAAUAAAAUGUAGAAAGGAAAAAAAGUCAUUCAUUCAUUAAUAAAGGGGGCCGGCGGGCCGGGUGAUUAGGUCGGAAGGAUCCAAAUCUAUUGAAACUAGACGAUUGAGUAGAGAUCGGUAAAAGGCCGCCACCGGCGUCGGGAGGAGAGCAGAUUAAUCUUCAGGUGCAGGGGCAGGCGCAGGCGCCACCACCGAUGGCCCAGCUGCCGCCGACGCCUCGGCUUGCUGCUGCUCCUCUUCCUGCUUUUGGGCAAAAGUUCCCCGGUCAGGGAAGCACCAUCAAAUUUACUCACCAGGUCUCCAUCCACAGGCUGAGGGUCCUUCCUAGUGGGGAGGGUGAGGAUAUAUGUCUUUCUGCGCCAGGUCUCCAAGGGCAAAGGCUGUUAUCUGUUCGGCCGAUGGUGGUGGUGUGGUGAACAACCAUUGGAAAUUUCACUUUUAGGGUCAAAAUCGAGUUGUUGACCAGGUUUGGGUAGUCUCUGAUGAUCUUGCGGGUCACAUCCAAUUCCUCUCCACCGAAGUAGAGAGUUUGCCUCCAGACCUUGGCAUCUCCAACAGAUCUCUCGAAAAUUCUCGCCUUCAGAUCCAGGAUGGUUCUACGCACAGUAAAAAAAAAAAGAAUUUGGUAAAGU
This is a messenger RNA of Cuscuta campestris, 702 nucleotides long. Lineage: Eukaryota; Viridiplantae; Streptophyta; Magnoliopsida; Solanales; Convolvulaceae. The record is from the annotation of a GenBank genome assembly.